AUGUCAACAGCUUCUCCUGGAGGGACUGCUUCGCUUUCUAAUAUAAAUGUUGUGGGCGGGCGGACCGAGCCAGAGAUCCAAGACCAAGACGUUUCUCCAUUUACAGAACUGGAAAAACAAAUACGUGAUGCUAAGAUAGAGCCUAGCAAAUCUAUUGAUUCAGUUUUGGAAGAAGGUGGGAAGGCAAAAAAGGCCGGAGGGAAGAAAUCGAAGUCCAAGGAUGGGAUACCACCGCUAAUACCAUCUCCUAUCCAGUCUCAACCAAUUCCCACGUCGCAUGAGAAGAUAGUUGAAAGAAACCGCCUUCGGCAAGAAGUUCAUCAUAGCGCGCCUGUAAUCUUUCACAAUACUCAUUGA
This is a messenger RNA of Ambispora gerdemannii, 357 nucleotides long. Lineage: Eukaryota; Fungi; Glomeromycota; Glomeromycetes; Archaeosporales; Ambisporaceae. The record is from the annotation of a GenBank genome assembly.